Cucurbita pepo subsp. pepo (vegetable marrow) is the source of this 1643-nucleotide messenger RNA. The record is from RefSeq and is a predicted model, not a curated record. NCBI's taxonomy places the organism in Eukaryota, Viridiplantae, Streptophyta, Magnoliopsida, Cucurbitales, Cucurbitaceae.
AACCAUCACUCAAUUCUUGCCUUCUUCAUGGGGAUACUGUCUAGAAAGGCCACGUGCAACUCACAUGGACAAGACUCCUCUUACUUUUUAGGCUGGGAGGAAUAUGACAAGAAUCCAUACGAUGAGAUUCUAAAUCCUAAAGGCAUUAUCCAAAUGGGUCUUGCAGAAAAUCAGCUAUGUUUUGACCUGCUGGAGAGAUGGCUAGAGGAGAACCCAGAUGCCGCUGGCUUUAAAAGAGACGGGAAGUCCAUUUUUAGAGAACUUGCCCUGUUUCAAGACUACAAUGGCUUGCCUGCAUUCAAAAAGGCAUUGGCUGAGUUCAUGUCGGAGAUUAGAGGGAACAGAGUAACGUUCAAUCCCGACCACAUAGUUCUCACUGCUGGUGCCACCUCUGCUAAUGAGACACUUAUGUUCUGCUUAGCUGAACCUGGCGACGCCUUUCUUCUGCCCACCCCCUACUAUCCUGGAUUCGACAGAGAUUUGAAAUGGAGAACUGGGAUAGAGAUUGUCCCCAUCCAUUGUUCCAGCUCCAAUGGCUUCAGAAUUACAGAGUCUGCCCUGUUAGAAGCCUACCAAAGCGCCCAAAGUCGUGACCUCAAGGUCAAAGGCGUGCUCGUCACUAACCCAUCAAACCCAUUAGGAACCACCAUCACUACUCAAGAACUCAACCUUCUACUCCAAUUCAUUGCAUCAAAAAAUCUUCAUCUAAUCAGCGACGAGAUCUACUCCGGCACGGUUUUCCGCAACCCGGGAUUCGUUAGCGUCAUGGAAAUUCUCAACCAAAACUAUAAACACAAUCAUCAAAUCCGUAAACAAGUUCACAUUGUUUAUAGUCUCUCGAAAGAUCUCGGUCUACCGGGGUUUAGAGUCGGAGCGAUUUAUUCGAACGACGAUGUAGUUGUGGCUGCAGCGACGAAAAUGUCGAGUUUCGGAUUGGUGUCGUCGCAAACUCAGUACCUUUUAUCAGCUAUGUUAUCAGACAAGAAGUUUACUAAGAAUUACAUUAAGGAGAAUCAAAAGAGGCUGGAGAAAAGACAGAAAAUGCUGGUGAGAGGGCUGCAAAAGGCAGGGAUUAAGUGCCAUAAAGGGAAUGCAGGGCUGUUUUGUUGGGUGGAUAUGAGGCAUUUGCUUGGAGCCAAUACUUUUGAAUCAGAAAUGGAGCUUUGGAGGAAGAUUGUGUUCGAGGUGCGGUUGAACGUGUCGCCCGGACAGUCGUGCCAUUGCUCCGAACCCGGUUGGUUCCGUGUUUGUUUUGCCAACAUGUCCGAGGCAACGUUGGACCUUGCAAUGCAGAGACUAAAGGCUUUUGUGGUUAACUCCACAGUAACUACUAGUCCUACUACUACCACUACUACAAACCAUCUCCCCACGAAGAAGAAGAACAUGGUUAAGUGGGUUUUUCGGUUAUCGUUUAACGAUCGCGUUGCCAAUCACACGAACGAUAACUUGGGAUAAUCCCCUCUUCGUGUUUUUUUUUUCCUUCUUCCUUGUGGGGAAGGAAUUUCAAUUUGUAGUAUCAUUUUUUCGAACGUGUAAAAUACGUACAUGCACUCGGUCCCUUUGUGGAUUAGCAGUGGCGUCUGUAAUCAUCUCGAUUUCGUAUUAAACAUUGGAUCAAUGCAUUAUUUAUUCUAUUUUUUUUA